AUGCUCGCCCGCGUCCUUCGCACGGCUGCCGUGUUGGCCUGCCUUCUGGCAGCUGCCUCGGCCCAACAGGCUGCCCAACAGGCAGCCCCCCUGCAAGCCCAGCAGGUCCCUCUGGAGCCCUUUGUGGAGGUGGACAUCUGCCUGCCCGUCAGCGUGCUGAUCAAGCCCGACGCCGCCGCCAAUGCCGGCUACUCGAUUGCGCUGGAGGCGGAGCAGGCUGUGCUGUCCGCCCUCUCCUACAACGUCACCGACUCGGUGCUGCUGCUGGGCAGCACCGCCGACUUUGUCACAAGCAGGCCAAUCAAGGUCACGGUCACCAUGCCCGCCGGCGCGCUGCAGGCGGUCAACCACCAGGGCACGGGCGCCGAGGUGUUUGUGGCGCCCGGCUUCACCCUGCCCAGCUUUGUCGCCUCAACCUCCUUUGGCGCGGGCCGCCUGUUUGUGGACGGCAUGGUCGCCCAGAACGCCACGCUGCUGCUGUCCGGCACCGGCGACGCCGUGCUGCAGGGCAGCUUCGGCAGCGUGACCGCCACCAGCACCGGCACAGGCGGCCUCUACAUCUCAGGCGUCAACGACACCGCCAGGCUGGACCUGCGCGGCGUCAGCAACGCGUUUGUGCAGCCCGCGCUGCCCACCACCGCCAUCACGGGCACCGCCCAGGGCAUCAACACUUACACUGAUGGUACGUGCCAGAUGCAGUCCGGCUUCACUUUCCUCCAAAUCUGCCAGCUCGUGCCCUUCAUCGCCACCCCCGCCGCCAACCCCGUCUGGACCUGCGGCCUGCAAGUGCAGGGCAGCUUCCAGUGCAGCGACCAGGGCGCCGCCUUCACCAGCAGGGGCGGCUUUGUGGGCACCUCUGGCGCUGAGGGCACCGUGCCGGUCACAACCACCACCCCCAACGGAGUCUCGGCCUUCACCCCCAGCAGCUUCCAGUUUGCCGGCGCCAGCCCCGCGGGCCCGGGCACCGGCACCCAGCAGCAGGCCGGCGCCGUCACCCCCGGCGGCACCACCGCCUCCUCCAACGUCGCCGGCACCGGUUCGGUGGGCGCAACCUCUGUGGCGGGCCCUGGCGGAGCCACCACCUCCACCACUCAGAACGGCGCCAGCACCGGCUUCCAGACCACCGGCCAGCAGACGAGCGGCUCCGGGACGGCCGCCGGCAUGGGCACGGGCACGGCUGGGCAGCCGGCAGCAGGCGGCACCUCCCCUGGCGUGAUCCGCACCGGCGCCGACGGCCAGAGCCAGGCCACCGCCACCUCCCAGGCCUGCGUGGCGAUGGCACCCGAGCUGCGCAUGCCGCUGCGCGGCGCAGACUGA
This is a messenger RNA of Chlorella variabilis, 1317 nucleotides long. RefSeq lists its product as hypothetical. Lineage: Eukaryota; Viridiplantae; Chlorophyta; Trebouxiophyceae; Chlorellales; Chlorellaceae. The transcript has 9 exons. The record is from RefSeq and is a predicted model, not a curated record. The coding region runs from base 1 to 1317 and encodes 438 amino acids.